Molecule: messenger RNA, 1494 nt
Organism: Drosophila novamexicana
Lineage: Eukaryota; Metazoa; Arthropoda; Insecta; Diptera; Drosophilidae
Product: coiled-coil domain-containing protein 28A
Exons: 3
Coding region: 87-1055 (322 amino acids)
Source: RefSeq, a predicted model, not a curated record
CGCAAAUUGUGAAUGGUCAAACGCACACAAAGCCAACAAUCUUUUUGUGCUGGGAAAACAGUUUUAAAAACAUAAGUAAUUUGCAAAUGGAGCCAAACGAUGAGGUUGUGGAGCGCCAAAAACUGGUGCCAAACGAUGUGGAGACCGAGGAGGAAGCAAAAUCAGCACAAACACCUGCCACGCCCGUUGCCGUGCCAAAGAUUAAUAUCAAAGGCAUUUCCAGCGGCGAAACAACGCGUAGCCGCAACUCUGCCUCCUGCUCAAUCGAGCGCACCAUAUCAGAGAAGGGCCAGGGUCAACAGCAACCGCCUUCCGCCAAAACCACGGUGCAGUACGUCAACGAGCGCCGGCCACGCCCGCACGCCCCCAGCAGCAAUGCGGCUGGCGAGGAGCGCUUCGAAUUCAAAACACGUCCACGCAAAUUGCUUAAAGAUGGCAACCGUCAGCUGGAGCCAACGCACAGCAGCGAGCAAAGCUUGAACAGCAUAACGCUGGUCAGCAGCGAGUGGCUAGCCCCCGAUACCAACAACACCAUCCCCAACAACAACAACAACAACAACAAUGAUAGCACAAAAUCAAACAACAACACAAAUACAAAGCCGCCGCCGCCGCAGAUGCCAAUCCCAAUGGCAGACGCGAGCGUCCACAGCGACAAGUUUGACGAUCGUCCUAUUAAACAUCAUUCCUUUGUCUCUGAAGUGCCCGAUGUGAAGCAUAUGGAGCGUGCGCUGCUCGGACUACUCGAUGACUUUCAUUCCGGCAAACUGAAGGCAUUUGGUAUGCAUUUUGUAUAUACAUUUAAAUGGCAUUUAAUUCAAAUCAAUUCCAACGCAGGCUCUGGCUGCACCAUGGACCAGAUGACCAAGAUACGCGAACAGCAGGAAAGUUUGGCUAAAUUGCAUUUUGAGCUGGCCGCCGCCGAGGAGGAUUCACUGGAGCAUGGCAACGAGUUCAAUACGAGUCGCGCGCAGGAGAACAUGCUGCAGCUGAUGCAGCGCCUCGAACAGCUGUCCAUCUCCAUUGAGCAGCUGCAGACGAGCCAUACGGGCCUCUGAGAUUUGGCCAAGCUGCAGCCAGCAUCCACACUGUACGAUCGACUGCUGCUGCUGCUCUGAUCCGGCACUGGGCAGUAUACGAUGAACCAGCUGCUAGGGCCCAGCACUUUGUGUACAUAAGUUAUACGUUUAAUUUGUACGAUUUUUGAUAAGCUUCCAAUUUCUACAUAAACUAGUUAAGCAGUGAUUGUGAAUUAUUUUAGUGUUACAAUUUUGCUAGACAAAUGAAUUAAGUGCACAUUGCUUAUAUAGAAACAUAUAUUUUACAUGUAGCAUAGUGUAGUCGCAUAGUUUACUACUCUUUGACGGUGCCAACACACGGAUGCACUACAAUAGUUUUUUUCCACUGACAAGCUUCGAUUUUACUGAAAUCUGUUCAAUUAAUUAUUGUUUUGUUAUAGUUAUUUGCAAUAUAAACAAACGAAAAAGCAUUAAAAGU